Molecule: messenger RNA, 1047 nt
Organism: Pongo pygmaeus (Bornean orangutan)
Lineage: Eukaryota; Metazoa; Chordata; Mammalia; Primates; Hominidae
Gene: TMPRSS11A
Product: transmembrane serine protease 11A
Exons: 10
Coding region: 1-1047 (348 amino acids)
Biological process (GO): proteolysis
Molecular function (GO): serine-type endopeptidase activity
Source: RefSeq, a predicted model, not a curated record
AUGAUUGCUGUUCUCACUGUGUUCUUCCUGACAGUGGUGGCAGUGACCAUAGGUCUCCUGGUUCACUUCCUAGUAUUUGACCAAAAAAUGGAGUACUAUCAUGGCUCCUUUAAAAUUUUAGAUCCACAAAUCAAUAACAAUUUUGGACAAAGCAACACAUAUCGACUUAAGGACUUACGAGAGACGACCGAAAAUUUGGUGGAUGAGAUAUUUAUAGAUUCGGCCUGGAAGAAGAACUAUAUCAAGAACCGAGUAGUCAGACUGACUCCAGAGGAAGAUGGUGUGAAAGUAGAUGUCAUUAUGGUGUUCCAGUUCCCCUCUACUGAACAAAGGGCAGUAAGAGAGAAGAAAAUCCAAAGCAUCUUAAAUCAGAAGAUAAGGAAUUUAAGAGCCUUGCCAAUAAAUGCCUCAUCAGUUCAAGUUAAUGCAAUGAGCUCAUCAACAGGGGAGUUAACUGUCCAAGCAAGUUGUGGUAAACGAGUUGUUCCAUUAAACGUCAACAGAAUAGCAUCUGGAGUCAUUGCACCCAAGGCAGCCUGGCCUUGGCAAGCUUCCCUUCAGUAUGAUAACAUCCAUCAGUGUGGAGCCACCUUGAUUAGUAAUACAUGGCUUGUCACUGCAGCACACUGCUUCCAGAAGUAUAAAAAUCCACAUCAAUGGACUGUUAGUCUUGGAACAAAAAUCAACCCUCCCUUAAUGAAAAGAAAUGUCAGAAGAUUUAUUAUCCAUGAGAAGUACCGCUCCGCAGCAAGAGAGUACGACAUUGCUGUUGUGCAGGUCUCUUCCAGAGUCACCUUUUCGGAUGACAUACGCCGGAUUUGUUUGCCAGAGGCCUCUGCAUCCUUCCAACCAAAUUUGACUGUCUACAUCACAGGAUUUGGAGCACUUUACUAUGGUGGGGAAUCCCAAAAUGAUCUUCGAGAAGCCAGAGUGAAAAUCAUAAGUGAUGAUGUCUGCAAGCAACCACAGGUGUAUGGCAAUGAUAUAAAACCUGGAAUGUUCUGUGCCGGAUAUAUGGAAGGAAUUUAUGAUGCCUGCAGGGGGUGA